ACACACACACACACACACACACGCACACACACACUCCUUUUCACACCACACCACUCUUAUUCGGUUAGGAUGGCAGCGAAGAAGAUCAAGGGCGACAUCUCGUGGGCGGUCGCGGAGGAAGCACUGGCGGAUACACGAAACAAGUUUCAUGCCAAACGAACUGCCCAGGGCUACCAGACAGUGAAGGACGAUGGCGUGGUGCAUAUGGAGCGACUUGCAAAGCGAGAGCUCAAGGCGGCUGGCGUAGAGCACAAAGUCGAAUGCAUCAGACUCACAACUGUGGUUGACAUUCCCCCGUCUGAAGCGACCCGCCUCCUCAACGACUAUGAAGUUCGCAAGACGUGGGAGGACACACUGACCAAGGAGUCACGAUCAGACGUCGUGGUGCUGGAGCGGGACAACCAAACUGUGCAAGUGAUCCGCACACUCUCCAACGCCGCGCUGGGCGGUCUCAUCUCCCCACGCGAAUUCAUCGACCUCGCCUGGACAGAGGUUCAAGAUGAUGGCUCCAUUCUUCACUUUGCACAGAGCAUUGACCACCCAGACUUCCCGCACACCAAGGGCUUUGUGCGUGGCGUGAACUUCCCCUGUGGUAUGCUGUAUGAGCCAGUGCCUGCAAGCAACGACGACGACGAUGACAACGGCGGUGACGGUGAAGGAGACAAGCACACACGCACAAAGCUGACAUACAUUAUUCACUCGGAUGUUGGUGGGUGGUUGCCUGCGUCGCUGGUGUUCAAAGGCACGACCACCACCAUGUGGACUAUCCUGCAGUCCUUGCACGCACACAUCCGCGCCCGGCAAGCCGCAUGA
Molecule: messenger RNA, 813 nt
Organism: Salpingoeca rosetta
Lineage: Eukaryota; Choanoflagellata; Craspedida; Salpingoecidae
Exons: 7
Coding region: 70-813 (247 amino acids)
Molecular function (GO): lipid binding
Source: RefSeq, a predicted model, not a curated record